Malassezia vespertilionis is the source of this 474-nucleotide messenger RNA. RefSeq names its product DNA-directed RNA polymerase II core subunit (gene RPB11). Gene Ontology annotation, biological process: transcription by RNA polymerase II. The transcript has a single exon. NCBI's taxonomy places the organism in Eukaryota, Fungi, Basidiomycota, Malasseziomycetes, Malasseziales, Malasseziaceae. The coding region runs from base 1 to 474 and encodes 157 amino acids. Gene Ontology annotation, molecular function: protein dimerization activity; DNA binding. The record is from RefSeq and is a predicted model, not a curated record. Gene Ontology annotation, cellular component: RNA polymerase II, core complex.
AUGGCGAACCAGCCCGACCGCUUCAGCCUCUUUCUACUCCAGCCGGGCGAGCGGCGGAUUGAGGUGCAGGACGAUAUGCGUAUUGCAAAUGCAGCCACUUUUUAUUUUAAUAAGGAGGACCACACGCUCGGAAACAUGCUGCGACAUGCCGUGCUGGCGAUCCCGGGUGUGCUCUUCUGUGGAUACAAAGUGCCACAUCCUUUGGAACCGCGUGUGCUUGUCAAGAUCCAGACAGAUGGGAGCAUCACGCCGGCAGAGGCCCUGCAGCAGGCUUGUGCGAAACUGAUCGUCGAGACGGGAACACUUAAGCAGAGCUGGGCCAAGGAGGUGCGGCUCAGUGCAGAUCAUAGCGGCUUGGAUGCUCGUGGUGCUUACGGUGCGCCGCUCUGGAAUGCGUACGGCGUGGAGGCGGAUGUUGCGCCCGAGACGGACCGUGGUGCAGGCGCGGCAAUGGGCAGUUAUGUAGAUAUGUGA